This is a messenger RNA of Aphis gossypii (cotton aphid), 3384 nucleotides long. RefSeq names its product longitudinals lacking protein-like. The record is from RefSeq and is a predicted model, not a curated record. Gene Ontology annotation, cellular component: nucleus. Gene Ontology annotation, molecular function: sequence-specific DNA binding; DNA-binding transcription factor activity, RNA polymerase II-specific. The coding region runs from base 165 to 674 and encodes 169 amino acids. The transcript has 2 exons. Gene Ontology annotation, biological process: regulation of transcription by RNA polymerase II. Lineage: Eukaryota; Metazoa; Arthropoda; Insecta; Hemiptera; Aphididae.
GUAUUAGUAGUUCAGUAGUAUUUGCAAUAAUCUUAUUAGUAUUUAUUGUGAAAUUGCUUAUACUUUUCGCACGCUCUUGUUUCGCACCUGAGCAUGUCUCUAGCUUCUUCUAUCACCACUGCUCCUCAUAUUAACAACUGGUGGUUGCAGUUACAGGCGAUGAAAUGGCCACAAUCACUGCCACACAGCGUGUGGUGAAUAAUCAUCUGACCAAUUUCAAUUAUCAUCAUUUGUCAAGUGUAAUUAAAUACUUGAAUAAUCAGCAACAAACUCCACAACAACCACAACAGCCGAAAACAUGGACAACAACCAAUGCAUUGUCAAUAUCACAAAGAUAUUUUGAGAAGAUUGCCCCAGCAUCUGUUGGCAUUCCUGCAUUAAUGAAUCAAAACUUUUAUGAUAUGCAGGAUUCUGGUUCAGAUGCAUCUGGUCACGACGGCUAUGGAAGACAUAGAAGACAUAAUAGGGACAAGGAACCUAUAUUUCAAUGUCCUGAUUGUGACAAAAGAUAUCGCUCUAAAACAAGCUUAAGUCUACACAAACGUCUUGAGUGUGGAAAAGAACCAGCCUUCCAGUGUCCAUACUGCCCGCUCAAAACACAUCAGAAAGGUAACCUGCAAGUGCAUAUAAAAAAGAAACACAACGAUCACGGAGAACUUAAUAGGACUUAUUGAAUAAUUUAGUUAAACUACAUUGGUCAGAUAACAUUUAAAGAGAUGAUAGUGCCAUCCCCCUGGGUCAGAACUUAUAAUUUAACAGAAUUACAUAAAAUAAAUUCAAGUCUGGUUCUAAACCUCAUUUGUAUAAACCAUAAUUCUUAACUUUUAUUAUUUUUUACUUUGUUAAUUAAUUUAGAUUAAUUUUUAAAUUUUUGAUCAAUAAAAACAAUUUCAAUUUAAUAAAAAAAUAACUUAAAAACAUCAGUAGAUUUAUUUUUCUUGGAUAAAAAGUUAUUAAAUCUCAUUUUAAUUUCAAAACUCAUCUUUUAUUCCAUAUACUGGAACAUCAUGAAAACAGGGUGUUUUUUUUCAUAUUUACAUAUGCUCCUCAGUAGAUAACUUAAUUUAUUUAAAUUUAGAUUUCUGAAUCUUGAAUAAUUAAUUAUAUCAAUUUAUGUAUACGGUAUUAUAUAAUGUAAGUGACUGAUGUUCUGUUCUUAACAAAAAUGUGUUACUACACAGAACACAAAAUAUUUUAACUUGACCUGUAAUAAAAUAGCUAGGCCCCAUCUGUAACUAAAAUAAUUUAUCCAAAUCAAAUCAUAUGUAUAUAAUAUAUUUUAAAAACAAAUUACAAAAUAUGUAUUCUUUUAAUAUAAGAGUAUUUACACUCUUGAUAAUAAUUUAUUUUAUGGACCAAAAUGUCUGCAUAUCCGAGUUUCCAUACAACAAAAUAAAAUAUGUGACCAUUUAAUAUUUUUGUGGGUUACAUAAUUAAUGACACAUAGGUACCUCCAUGCCGUCCAUGUAAUCAUGUAUUAUAAUUUAGUUCAUACCAAAGUUUUUUUUAAUUAUAAAUGAUAUAUUUAUCAUUAAGCUAAUUUUUUCUUUAUGACUGUAGUAUUUUGUUAUAAUAUUAUAAUACAUGUUUAAAAAUAGUUUAUAAUAAGCCAUUAAUUUUACCAAAGUUACCUAUCUCAUACUAAGAUAUUUAUAUUACAAAAAAAUUUACAAAAAUGUGCCUUACACUUGGCUGCACGUGAAUUACUGUUGUAAUUGAUAUUCCCCGGUUUUUAACACUUUCAUUUCUAUGAGGCUCAUAGUGGGUGGUAAUAUUAUCUCUUUAAAUGCUGUAAUAGAAUAAAACACAUAAACAUUACUUUCCAAAGAAUAUAAAAAUUAUAAUUUUUUCAUUUUAAAAAUGCAAUGUUGCUCUCUCGACUUAAGAUCUCCAAAGAUAUAUAUAUUUGUAUGAAAAUAUAUAUAUUAUUAAAUAUUAUAUAAAAAAUUUAUAAAAGUUUAAUUAUUAGCAAUAAGAAACAAACUGUCUGAAUGUAAAGUCUAUAUAAAAAAAAAAUCUACCUCAUAUUACUACGAGUAGUUAAUCCGUUAAUGAGUGCAAUUUUUCCUAUUUUAUAAAAUGUAACUAUGUAUAAAAAAAAGUUAUACGUCUUGUUCCUAGUUACUUUUUUAAUAUUUAUUUACAUAUUCAUCUAUAGAUAUAUAUAUAUAUAUAAAUUAACAUAUUAUUAUUACUAUUAUUAUUUUUUUUGUAAUUUUAUUUUUUGUAGUACAUCUGUCUACCUCAUUAAUAGCUUUAAAAACAAAAUGUACAAACAAUAUUACUGUUCUUUUUUUUUUUUUUUUUUUUUACUAUUAUUUAUUAUUAUUUUUACAUCACUUAUUGCAUUAGAUAUUAAGCCAUCAAGACUAAACCAACACUUGAAGUACAAAUUUGCGAUUGCAGGAAUUUAUUCAAAUUAAUAAUUUUAAUGUAUUUUGUAGGGUAUAAUAUUCAUCUAGUUAGUUUAAACAGGGGUUCUUUUUCGUGUAGCUACACAUUAUUUUACUAGACUUGCCUAUAUGAUUUAGAACCUUGCAUAAGUUUUAUUUUUCCGGUGGUAAUAUUGUUCCUAAUACCAAGAAUAUUUGUUAUAUAAUUCCUACUAUAGAGGAAAUGGGAGGUAAUAAUCUAGAAACAAUAUUAUGAUAUUAUGUUUGCUUAUUAAAAUAAACACUAGAUAGAAUUGUGUGCGCAGUGUCAUUCUCAAAGCAAUAUAUUUGUAACUUAGUUGGACAUGAGACUUAGACAAAAGGCAAUAACUUUAUGUAGCAAAUAAUUUUAAUAUCUAAGCCCAUUCAACAAAUUUGUGUUAGAAUUAUUGAACCCCAUAUUAUUGGUUUUUUUUUCUUUUAAAAAAAUCGCAAUCAUUGAAGGUACAACAUUUAAUUUAAUAAUAAUCAACUUAAAGUACAAACAAAUUCUAAAUAAUUAAUAUGGUUCAACCACAAUAUUGUUAUGUAUAAUAUGUAUAUAAUGUAAAUGGAUAAAUUCUUAAAAUGUUUUAAUUUUUUUUUUCUUCUUUUUUUACUUUAUUUUGUAAUAACGAAAUCUAUACCACCCACCUCAGUACAUAAGAUCAUAAGAUAACAUUUAAUUUUAAUUUUUUUUUUUUCUACAUAGUUCCUAUUUUUUAGACAAACUAUGCAUUUUACCUUUUUAUAUUUUUAUUUUUAUCAUACAAAUAGUGUUCAUUUUAGUAGAGAAUUAUUAUUUUCAAACAUCUUCAAAUAUGUAAAUCUUCAUGUACCUGAUGUUUUGCAUUUAAUUAAUAGGUUACUAGCACUCACAAUGUUUCCAAAGGUGUUUUCCUUCCAAUUAUAAUAUUAUGUACAACAAUUUUAUGUGUAAGCAUAAAUACUUGCAAUAAGUGUUUUUUGUAUG